GAAAUUAUUUUUCAAUUUAAUUCUCAAAUUUUUCAUGAUAUUUUUUCUUAUAUGUGAUAAAAUAAUAAUAAUAAUUGCUCGUUAAAAUCGACCCAUACUUAUCACUGUAUGGACAAAGGUCUAACUGGAUUACUCUAUCGAAUACUCAUAUAUAUUUAUAUAAAUAUAUAUAAGUAUAUUGGUUGAAAUUUCGACUAAUCAUUACUAUAUGCGAAAUGAGAGUUGUGCUUUUGCUCAGUCUAUUAACUGCUUUAACACUUGGCCAACAGUUGGAUAAAGAGCUGGAAGAAAUUUGGCAACAAUGGAAACAGAAAUAUAACAAAGUUUAUUCAACUUCUGAAGAGGAAAUUAAACGUCGCACGAGUUUUAUGAAACGUGUUGCAAAAAUUCAACAGCACAAUUUACGACAUGAUUUAGGCCUUGAAGGAUAUACAAUGGGUUUAAAUGAAUUCUGUGAUAGGGAAUGGGAAGAAAUUAAGGCGGUAAUGUUUCCAAAAACACUUGGCAAUAAUCCUUUAUGGAAUGAUAAAGAAGAAGUGGAAUUUUCAAAUAAACCAUUACCAUCAAAAUGGGAUUGGCGAGAUCAUGGGGUGGUUACACCAGUUAAAGAUCAGGGUCAUUGUGGAUCAUGUUGGGCAUUUUCAGCUUGUGGAGCAAUAGAAGGUCAAUUGACUAAAAAGCAUAAGAAGUUGACAAGCCUAUCAGAACAACAAUUGGUUGAUUGUAGUGGAGAUUAUGGGAACCUAGGAUGUAAUGGUGGUCUAAUGGAUCUAGCCUUUCUGUAUGCAGAGAAAUACGGUAUUGAGUCAGAGAAAGACUACAAAUAUAAGGGAGUGGAGAAUAAAUGUCACCAUCGUAAAUGGAAGUCAGUUGUGAAAGUGAAGAAAUUUGUUGACUUACCGUCUGGAAAUGAAAAGCAACUACAGAGAGCUUUAUAUGAAUAUGGACCAAUUUCAAUUGCUAUCGAUGCAACGGAUGACCUUUUAAUGUACUCGAGUGGAGUUUAUGAAUCAAGAGAAUGUUCACAAACAGCAGUUAAUCAUGGUGUGCUAUUAGUUGGUUAUGGUACAGAACAUGGCAAAGAUUAUUGGCUUAUUAAGAAUAGUUGGAGUGCUAGAUGGGGAUCAAAAGGUUACUUCAAAUUGAGAAGAAACAAGAGAAAUAUGUGCGGUGUUGCAUCGAAUGCCAGUUAUCCAAUACUGUAAUUUGUCUAUGAAAUGUAACUUGGACUUUAAAAAAAGAUAGAAUUUUCCGUUUUGGCCUUUUGGUGUUUUACUUCUGAUAGAAAUCGAGCAAUAACUGG
Messenger RNA from Trichobilharzia regenti, 1303 nucleotides. Lineage: Eukaryota; Metazoa; Platyhelminthes; Trematoda; Strigeidida; Schistosomatidae. The record is from the annotation of a GenBank genome assembly.